CCUUUGCGAAGAGCUCACCGAGAGGAGGGCGCAGGCGACAGCACAGCGGUCUGCGAGGGGACCCAGAAGCCAGUGGACGCGGGCCACCCGGGAGCCCAGCCAGUCAGCCCCCUCUGGGAGGCGGGAAAACUGCAAGCCGCGCCCACCGCCCUGCCCCCAGCGCGCCACUCCCGGCUGCUGGGACUCUGCUCAGACUCCUGGGAUCCGCUUGGAGGGAACCCAACGCCUAGACACCAUGGAGACGGUGCUGAUCCUCUGCAGCUUGCUGGCCCCUGUGGUCCUGGCUAGUGCAGCUGAGAAGGAGAAAGAAAAGGAUCCUUUCUAUUAUGACUAUCAGACCCUGAGGAUUGGGGGAUUGGUGUUUGCUGUGGUCCUCUUCUCUGUUGGGAUACUUCUCAUCCUAAGUCGCAGGUGCAAGUGCAGUUUCAAUCAGAAACCCAGGGCUCCAGGUGAUGAAGAGGCCCAGGUGGAGAACCUUAUCACCACAAACGCUGCGGAGCCCCAGAAGGCAGAGAACUGAAGGGCAGCCUCCAGCAUGAAGCCUCCAGAAGCCAAGGCCAGCUACCCGACACUUUAGAGGCUGAUGUCGAGGCUUGAGAAAACCGGCUACUUCAUACCAGACCUUUCCCUAGGAGACGCCGAGGACGCGUGUUCCCUGCGCCUCUCCCUGCCCCCUACUAACCCCAGUCCUGUAUUAAUGAUGUAACACUCACAGCCCUUCUUCUCACUGCAGCCGGGCUCUGGACCCUUUCUGUGCCGCGUCUGUGCCGUGUCUGUGUGUGUCUGCUGACUGUGGUCGUUCGUGGAUUUCAUUGUUCCCGUGAACUCUGUGCUUCCUCUCCCAUGCCACCGUCAGCACCUUGUGCCCUCCUGUGACCUCCAUCUCCUCUUGCUCUCUGGAGUCUCCUCUGUCCCUGAGGAGCCCUUAGUCCCCGCUUUCUGGAUUUAGGCUUGAGGGAGAGUUGUACCCAGGGCAGGAGUCCCCAGCGAUCCUGGGGCUGAGAAAGUUCGUACCCUCUUCACUGAUGUUCUUUGUGGACUCUGAGAAGAAGCUUGCUCCAGAUUCCACCAGUUUAGAAGGUCCGUUUGCAGCUGGAGAUUCCGAUUGCCUCCCUGGAGGCGUCUGCCCUCCAGGCCUCCUUUUCCUUUUAGGGUGCCCACUUCAGAGUCCCAAUCCGCCCCACCCUUUACAGAACACCCAGGAAUUCUUGCCUCUGAGGAAUGAGCUCCUCACUUAACUUCUGAGCAAUAUCCCCGUAGGCUUUGGAGCCCUUCUGCCUUCAUCCACCUUCCCUGCUUCUGAGACUUCCAUCUCUAGCCCAGUUCAUCUGACAGAGGACUCCUUCCUUCUCUGAAGCUGGUCUGUGGCAGGAGAUAGCCCAGGGGACAGGCAGCAGGCAGGGUGCCAGUGGCUCUGUCUCUCUGCCACAUGGUGUGGAAUCUGGCAGACUUUACAGUGUCGUGGAGAGGAAUGGAAGGGUUCAGGGGCAGCGGGGCUGCGGGUCAGAGAGCAACAGGGUAUGCACACCCAUGGAUGCAAACGCCUACGGGAGUCAAAGGUCACCAGAGUGGAAACUCACACCAGAGCCUGCCCCACCUGCCCAUUGUGUUCCCUUGGAAACAAACCAAGCCACACUGUGUACUGGGACUGCUGAUCUCUGUCUUGUGAUCUAUUAUCCUCUGACAACAGAAAAGUAAAUAAAUAAAUAAAUAAAUAAAUAAAUAAAUAAAUAAAUAAAUACAGCAUUGUUUCCUA
Rattus rattus (black rat) is the source of this 1756-nucleotide messenger RNA. It is a transcript of the gene Fxyd6, whose product is annotated as FXYD domain containing ion transport regulator 6. The record is from RefSeq and is a predicted model, not a curated record. Gene Ontology annotation, cellular component: membrane. Gene Ontology annotation, molecular function: sodium channel regulator activity. The transcript is spliced from 8 exons. Gene Ontology annotation, biological process: regulation of sodium ion transmembrane transporter activity. Lineage: Eukaryota; Metazoa; Chordata; Mammalia; Rodentia; Muridae. The coding region runs from base 236 to 520 and encodes 94 amino acids.